AUGGAUACCUCCGAAAAUAAGGCACAUACGUUUGAUUUUAGUAAUAUAUUUCCCAAAUGUCGAGAUGGAUUUCAGUGGAAUAAUGUUUCUCCUCAUGGUGUUGUUCCUAACUUUUUAACAAAAUUGUGUAGUAAUUUUAACCGAGAUUAUAGAACUGUUGGUACUGAUGUUCAUCCCUUCGCUAAAGAUUGCCAACUUGUUACUUAUUAUUUGAACCAUAUAUAUAUUAAAGUAACAAGUAUUGAGUUAAAUGCAUGUUGCAAAUAUUUCUUUUAUAAGCUAAAAGAUCUACUGAGUAAAUAUCAAUGGAAAUGUGAAGACACUAAAAGCUGUUAUGAAGCAAUGAAGAGCUUAAGCAGAGAUAAGGAAUUCAAAGAUCAGAUUUAUCCAUUAUUUUCACAGUGCGAUAGUAAUCUUAGUGAUUUUAAUUAUGACAUAUAUCAAAUAUUUAAAAAGUUAGAUGUUAUAUAUCAUGCUUUAAACGAAUUUAAAAACAAGUCAUGUCCUAACAAAUCGGACCUUGACAAAAUUAAUAAUGAGAAGAAAUUCCUAGAAAGGAGUCAAAAUAAGUAUAGCGAGAGUUUUACACAAUUACUUAGAAAUUUUAAUGAGUUAUUUAAAACACGUGUGAACGAAUUAGAUCGUAAUAAGGGCUGUGUAAAACCGUUUUUAUCGUAUAUCAAGGAGGAAGAAAAGAUUAAAGGAAUAAUAAAAAUAUUAGA
Plasmodium gonderi is the source of this 722-nucleotide messenger RNA. Its product is annotated as variable surface protein. The transcript is spliced from 2 exons. The annotation marks the transcript as partial. The record is from RefSeq and is a predicted model, not a curated record. Lineage: Eukaryota; Apicomplexa; Aconoidasida; Haemosporida; Plasmodiidae.